Molecule: messenger RNA, 1330 nt
Organism: Ruditapes philippinarum (Manila clam)
Lineage: Eukaryota; Metazoa; Mollusca; Bivalvia; Venerida; Veneridae
Product: versican core protein-like
Exons: 7
Coding region: 379-1086 (235 amino acids)
Source: RefSeq, a predicted model, not a curated record
UUUGUCUUAAAUACAUUAAUAGUAAGAGGAAUAAAUAUUGGCAAUUAAGCGACCAAAAUAUUGACAAUUAAGUGCUGUUGUCAUUAAAUACCGGUAUUCCCAGUUUAAGAAAAAAACGCAUGAAGAAAAAUUUCCAAAUAAAACUUACGAAACUUUUUCCACUUUAAAGAGCGUUUUACGUAAGACUAACUUCGUUAUGUAAAUUUAUUGAGGGUUUUCCCGUAAACUUUUAAUAUAAGACUAACGUUCACAACAAUUGCCGCUUAUUUACAUUUGAUGUGUCAGUAUUUUAUCACGGUAUCAGUAGGCCUAUAGUUAAAGCUUACAGAAAGGUGCGGAAAACCAGUUAAUGAAGAUUUGAUGUAAACAAAGCUAAACAUGUUACUUUUUGGAACUACAUUUGUUAUCUUCAUUUCGUUACUGAAUAUAUUUCAUGAAGUUAGUGCCUUACCAACAUUUUCGGAUGUUUCUACACCAGCAGAGAUAUCCGUGACCACAGCGGAUAAACAUGAAGCAGUAUCAACAUCUUCAAUUACUUUAACUAUACAGGUUUCGGACACGACAUCAAUAGACACUGCUUCAAUAAACAUAACAGUUCCAGAUGACCCUUGUACACCAAACCCGUGCCAGAACUCGGGCACGUGCAGCCAGUCUGGAACAUCUUAUACAUGUACUUGUCAGAGUUUCUGGAUAGGGUUGAACUGCACAAAAGAAGACAGGUCAGAUGAAACUGAAAUACCGGAUGACAUUAUAAUAGCAAUCGGCUUCACUAUGUUAUGUCUUAUCUUACUUACAUCCGCCGCAAUUUAUGGCUUUUAUAAAUACUGCAAACCUCGGAAUAGAGUCAAUCCGAUAAAGGGGGAAGACAUGUACUCCAAAGAUUGUCGUGAACGGAAAGGUGAUAUUGAACAAGAGAUAUCUAGAGAAUCUCAGAAUCAUAAAGAAAAGGACGUGGAGAGGAAAAACGAAAAUAAGCAUGCCACGAAACCUAGAAAUAAAAAUUCUUUAAAAAAUACAAGUUCUGUGGUAUCAAAGUAUCAAAAUUUCAUUGGACAAAUUAUAAAAAAAAUAUUGAAAAAACAAUGAACAAAGAACGGCUGAAUAGAUGGGCUGGAUUCUGUUAUCGUCACAUUAUGUAUUGUUAUUAAAAAUAUGUCUUUUUAUCAGUCUUAUUAUCAUGGAUUGUUAUAUGAUCAUAUAAAGCAGCAGGUCUACUCCAGAUGGUAAAAUAGAAAAUAGAAGAAAGAAGUUUCUAAUGAAAGGUAAAUACUGGCCUAUUUGGUAUAAUGCGAAAAUUCUUUAUAAUCAACCUCUUAAUUGAAAAGGUUAA